AUGAACAUGUUGUGUUUUGUUCUCUUUAUUGCUGCUACUUUAGCAAAAGAUUCAUUAGUUAUAACCUCAGCAAAGAACCAAGAUGGAGAUGCUGUUAGCUUCAUCUCAAUUGAAUUUAAAAAGUGUUAUUAUUUUGGGGAAGAUGGAUCUAUGUAUGCUACUCAUGAUGGUAACCAAGUAACUGUAGAACAUUAUAACUCAACAAAUUGUGAUGGUGAUAAAGAAGAUAUUAAUGUUGAUAUUAACAGUGCUGAAUUUAAACAAGAAGUAUGUGAUUCUGAAGAACAAUGUGAUGUUGAAAUCAAGAAAGCACCAAAACAUGUUGGAUUCUAUAGUUUAAUUGAGGAUGAUGGUAGCUGUUCUCAUCGUGAUGACACUAUUAGAGUUUAUUUCACAGACAAAUGUUUAAAGGUUGAUGAAAAUCUCUACUAUAAAUAUUUCGAAGAAAAUUCAGAAAUGUUAAUUGGUAGUUAUCCAAAUGACAAAUGUGAUGAUGGAGAAAGAACAUCACAAAACACAAUGUACAAAUGUGAUGUUUGUGAAAAAGGAAUUAUGUACCAAUGUGGAGCUUUAUCAACAAUGGUUAUUUCUGUUGUUGCUAUUCUUGCACUCUUCCUUUAA
This is a messenger RNA of Entamoeba dispar SAW760, 621 nucleotides long. RefSeq lists its product as uncharacterized. The transcript has a single exon. The record is from RefSeq and is a predicted model, not a curated record. NCBI's taxonomy places the organism in Eukaryota, Evosea, Mastigamoebida, Endamoebidae. The coding region runs from base 1 to 621 and encodes 206 amino acids.